Molecule: messenger RNA, 1155 nt
Organism: Colletotrichum gloeosporioides
Lineage: Eukaryota; Fungi; Ascomycota; Sordariomycetes; Glomerellales; Glomerellaceae
Exons: 5
Coding region: 1-1155 (384 amino acids)
Source: RefSeq, a predicted model, not a curated record
AUGCCCGUGGUCAAUGGCGUAGUCACGCUGCUUCCAGCGCCGGAAGGCUACGUGGUCAAUUUCGACCAUCCACAGCGGCAGGCUGUUCCGGCGGCUUUCUGGGUAUGCGGGGUGGGAUCUUUUUUGAGUGCAUUGCUCAUGGCGCAGCGUCUGUAUACGAAAGCAUUCCUUGUCGGCCGCCUGCAACUUGACGAUUACAUGUUCGCGGUGGGUGCUGGCGGAGUCCACGCCUGGGAGAUUCCGAUAGAGAAGUUCCACAUCUUCAUGAUGGACGUCUUCCUCGCCGCCCCUAUCUACACGAUCUGCGGAAGCUUCGCCAAAGUCUCUCUUCUAAUCUUCUACAUGCGACUAUCGCCUCACAGAUGGUUCAAGUGGGCGGUAUGGAUCACGUUGGGUGUCAUCAUAAGCUACAGUGCUGCUCUUUUCUUUGCUCUCAUCUUUGCGUGUGAUCCAAUAGCAAUGAGUUGGGACGUGACAAUCACCGAAGGGACAUGUAUCGACCGCCCGGCAAUUUACAUUGCGACAGCCGUCGCCAAUAUCGUGUCCGAUGUCAUGAUUUUCUCGUUGCCUAUUCCGAUCGUGGUGAAGCUAAAAAUACCACGCCGGCAGAAGAUCGGGUUAUUCUUCAUAUUCGCAGUCGGUUCUCUAACCGUUGUUACUUCUCUCAUCAGAGUCUCGCUGCUCCCCGCCAUGUUGACCAGUCUGGACCAAACCUGGGCCAUCUCCUACGCUAGUCUCUGGAUCAUUGUCGAAGCAAAUCUGCUCAUUAUCUGCGCCGCUCUUCCGACUCUUCGGAAGUUCUUCCGGCACGUCGCCCCAAAGAUAAUCGGCGAAAGCACAUAUGCAAAGGGAAGCAAGAAGAGUGUCACGGGCAGCACAACCAUCAGCCGUAUGACCAUCGGAGGCUCGAAUGGCAGACCAAGUCGAAACGGGCACCCGCCGCCCGACGAAGACGACGGCGAAGCGUUUGAUAUGGAAAGGGGAGGAGGUGAUCGUUCGGCCUCACGAACUACCCCUGCUUACAAAGAUACUCCAUCUUAUCAUGACGAUAUUUCCGCAGAACAGGCCAUCAAUCUGAAUAACGCGAUCAUCCAGACCAGGACUGUCACCGUGGAGGUUAGUUUCAAAAAGAAGAGACCCAAUGGGUGGUCAUAG